Teleopsis dalmanni is the source of this 1707-nucleotide messenger RNA. It is a transcript of the gene eEFSec, whose product is annotated as selenocysteine-specific elongation factor. Gene Ontology annotation, biological process: selenocysteine incorporation. Lineage: Eukaryota; Metazoa; Arthropoda; Insecta; Diptera; Diopsidae. Bases 131 to 1699 code for a protein of 522 amino acids. The transcript is spliced from 3 exons. The record is from RefSeq and is a predicted model, not a curated record. Gene Ontology annotation, molecular function: GTPase activity; GTP binding; translation elongation factor activity.
UGUACGUUGAUAUGAAUAAUGUUUGACAGCAGUAAUUAAAAUAAGUGGCAGCGCCAAACAGAUGUUUGAAAAAAUUGAAAUUAUGAUACAUUAUGGUUAUGUUUUUAAACGUAUUUAAAAAGCUGUAGGAAUGUCAUUGAAUGUUAAUAUUGGUUUAUUAGGGCAUGUUGACUCCGGUAAAACAACAUUGGCUCGUGUGCUCAGUUCAAUUGCUAGCACAGCAGCAUUUGACAAAAAUCCACAAUCCAAAGACCGGGGCAUAACACUUGACUUAGGAUUCAGUGCACUUGUCAUAGAAGAACCGCCGGACCAUUUAAUUGCAGAAAUGUGUGAUUUAAAAAAACUACAACUAACUUUUGUGGAUUGUCCUGGUCAUGCGAGCUUAGUUCGAACUAUUAUUGGUGGUGCUCAAAUAAUCGAUCUGAUGCUGUUGGUAAUUGAUGCACAAAAAGGCAUACAAACACAAACAGCUGAAUGCAUUGUCAUUGCCGGAUUAUUGAAGAAGAAAGUUAUAGUGGUUGUCAAUAAAAUUGACUUAUUGGAGGAGGCAACAAGAAAUGAGUUGCUAAUAAAACUUAAUAAGAAACUACAAAAGGCUCUUAACAAUACGUCACUAGGAAUCAAUGUGCCUAUAUUUAAUGUGUCUGCUCAAAAUAUGAUAAAUAUAGAGGAACUUAUCUGUGGUAUUAAAUCACAUAUACAUGUGCCAAAACGUGAUAUAACUAGUCCGCUGGUUCUCUAUGUUGACCACUGCUUUUCAAUAAAGGGUCAGGGUACAAUAUGUACUGGUACAAUAAUGCAAGGUACAAUUAAAGUUGAAGAUGUGGUGGAAAUCCCAUCAAUUUCAGAGCAGCGAAAAGUCAAGUCCAUACAAAUGUUUCGACAGUCAGUAUCAGUUGCGGAAAUGGGUGAUCGCGUAGGAGUUUGUGUAACGCAAUUUAACUCUAAAUUGUUGGAACGUGGCAUUAUAACAAAACCAGGCUAUUUACAUUCGCUUUAUGCAAUUUGUAUUCGAUUAAAUCGUAUUGAAUAUUUUAAGUACGAUAUUAAAUCAAAAAGUAAACUGCACUGCACUGUUGGUCACGACACUGUAAUGGCUAACAUAACACUGUUCCACAAUGUUGACGAGAAUAGCGAUGAACAAAAAUUUAAUAUAAACAAUGAAUAUGAAUAUAUAGAACAGUUGGAAGCUUCCGACACAACACAAAAUUGUAAUCAAACAGUUUUUGUUCUUUUGGAAUUUGAGAAACCAAUUAUAGCCAGAACGAAUGCCACAAUUAUUGCGUCCAAAUUGGAUAUGGAUAUUCAAAGUAACUCCUGUCGUUUAGCAUUUUGGGGUGAAAUAGAGUGGCAUACAUUAUCUAAAAACUAUAUUUCAGAAGAGUUGCCUAAAUUCAAAAUAUUUAAACGAAAAGUUAAGCAAGGUUCGAUACAACGCGUUUCAGGGGAUAAUCAAGUUAUCGUUCAGAAUUUGUUUAAGAAAGAGGGGAACCGAGAUUAUUAUGUGGGAAAAAAUGUUGAAUUAUCAACUGGUGAAAUUGGUAUAAUAGAGAGCACUUUCGGUCAAACCUCAAAAGUGAAAAUACAUUUUCCAAAAGGAUUGAAGAACGAAACUAUACAAUUACUACUAACUAAACGUGCUAAUGAAAUUUUAGUUUAUAUGAAAUUAAAAAAAUAUAUAUUUAACAAAAACCUUUAAUUAGUAAA